Messenger RNA from Camelina sativa (false flax), 603 nucleotides. Lineage: Eukaryota; Viridiplantae; Streptophyta; Magnoliopsida; Brassicales; Brassicaceae. The record is from RefSeq and is a predicted model, not a curated record.
AUGUCUAUACGUCAUACUCUGACUGGUUUGGUCCUUUACCUUCUUUUUCAGAUUGCUUCUUCCUCAAGUCAUGCCAGUAAUACUUUGCUCCCUUCCGAAUCCUUGCGGCUAUCAAGCAACAGUACGCUUGCGUCUCCCGGGGAUGUCUUCGAGCUUGGUUUUUUCAGUAGUGGUAAUCGUUGGUAUAUCGGGAUUUGGUACAAGAAGGUCUCUGUGCGAACCUACGUUUGGGUUGCUAAUAGAGACAACCCUCUCUUGGAUUCCAAUGGAACCUUUGGAAUCUCUGCUACUAACCUUGUGAUCCGGGAUCAAGUUAAUAGACUCAUCUGGUCAACGGAAUUAAGAAUCCAGAGAUCUCUGGUGGCGGCAGAGCUUCUCGAUAACGGAAAUUUUGUGCUGAGAUCCAACGAUCUUGAUGAAGAUGAGUUCUUGUGGCAGAGUUUCCAUUUCCCAACAGAUACUCUAAUCCCUCAGAUGCAACUCGGGUUGGAUCCCAAGAGAUUUCUAACAUCCUGGAAAAUCAAAGAUGAUGAUCCGUCAAGCGGAGACUACACAUUCAGAUUCCAAACCCAAGUUUCCCCUGAGCUUUUCGGCUCCUAUUAA